UUCCCUCUUGCAUUGCGCAUUUCUUUUGCUUUUCCCUUUGGAUUGGCCUUGGCUAUAGCCUCUUUGAAUUGUGAGGAUCAUGUGGGCUGCUGCUACAGUGUGAGGCUGCAUGCAUGGGAGUGGGGAGCCACUCUUUUGAUGUGCCCAAACAUGAUUCCAAGAUUAUUUUUUGUACCAAUCUUGCAGCCUUUGCAUUCCCAUCCACUCUCCCCUAUCAUCCAUCUGCUAGUUUAUUUCUAUAGGUGUGCCAAGUGUGGCAGCCUUUCUCUCAGCACUCCUUUUUGUUACUCCAAGCUUUUCCUGUAGUUUUCUCUCCUUCGCUCCACAUUGCCACCACAAAAUCAGCUGAGAUCUCACUUUUGAUUCGGCGACCGUCUUUAACUAGAGAGCAGCCCAGCUGAGAUCUUCCUGUGUGUGCUCCCGUUCUUGGCGUUCGUCAACAGGUCACAAACUGCGGCGAGGCCCCAUGAUUCCAUCAGCUGAUGCAAAGCAAGACGGCUGCUAGUUUCUGCAUUCAAAUUCAGGGAGGUCGACAGCUGCAGGAGUGCCCGGUGCUUAAACCUGAACUCUUCAAGAGAGGAGACGUCUUGGUUGCGAGCGGCCAAGAAGCGGAGGCAGGCAGCCAUGAGCGGGUUUGGGCAGAGGUCGAGGCCCUGGCCAGGGGAGCCGUCGCCGGUCGCCGCGGCGGCUGACGCGGGCGGCGAGGCGUCGACGACGCUCAGGGACUUCGGCACGUCGAUGGACGCCAUCUCCUUCGGGUUCGCGGCCACGGCCAUCCUCAUCUCCAUGUUCCUCCUCAUGGCCAUCUUCGAGCACCUCAUCAAGCCCCACGUGUUCCCGCCGGACGGCUCCCUCGCCGGCGCCGCCCUCCGCCCCGCCCGCCGCCGGCACGGCCUCUCUCCCGGCAAGCUCCGGAGCCCGCCCAUGGUGGAGACGGUGCUGCAGGCGGCGGACCUGUCCGUGCUGAUGCCGGGGCAGCGGUACCCGACGUACCUGGCGCAGCCGUCGCCGCUGCCGCUGCCGCCGCCGUGCCCCAGGGAAGGGGUGCGCUGGCCGCCACACGACGACGACGACCACCACCACCAUUCCUACAUGCCACCAUGACCAAGCCAACGCUUUAAUCUCCACAAUGCAAUUAUGCAAUGGACACAUGUUAGACACACGCUGUCAGAUUGUUAAUCGAUCGAUGGAUCGAUCCUGUUGCUGAUUGAAUCGCGCUGUAAAUAAUAAACGCAGGAGAGACUGACAAGAGUUGUUGGAUAUAGAUGGAGACGUACGUCCUGUCCUGUCCCGGUUGGUUGCUAGCUAGCUAGCUUAAGCUUUGCCCGCGCGUUCCAUGCUUGCAUGGCACUCGCGGGUGUGUCAACAUCGCGUGGCAUUCGCCGGUGUAGGCAACCCAACCGUCUCGUCUCAUCACCGGUGAAAUUGGUAUGUGCGAAAGCUGGCAAGCUGAGGCCUGCACGCCAUGUUACUCGUCGCCGGAUUUGAGAUUGAGAGCGAUGAAGGCAUUUCGUGACGGUGUACCGGCCGGCAAGGAGGAGGAAGAACGCUCUCGUGGUGCCCUGCCCGUCGGACAUGGCUGGAAAUAAGAUGAGAAAUUUGCGCGCGGUGUCACCUCCCAGGUCAACACGGAGCUGUAGGCAAUCAAAGCAGUAUAUAUGUAUCUAUAUAUGGUCCAAGAGGCUUGAGCUUCGCAAUGUGAGCUCCAAAUUUUUUUUUAAAGGUGUAGUCAACUAGCCAAGUAUGAUUCAGUAAAGUUAAGCAACAGACAGCAAAGCUCACGAUUGUUUAAAAAAGGGCGUUUCACGAGAAAAACAAUUCAAAUUCCAAAACAAUUUGGAAACUCCCUUGUUCUAAACAAGUCACCGGUUUAAACGGUUAA
This is a messenger RNA of Oryza brachyantha (malo sina), 1882 nucleotides long. RefSeq lists its product as uncharacterized. Lineage: Eukaryota; Viridiplantae; Streptophyta; Magnoliopsida; Poales; Poaceae. Bases 625 to 1104 code for a protein of 159 amino acids. The record is from RefSeq and is a predicted model, not a curated record. The transcript has 3 exons.